Molecule: messenger RNA, 2056 nt
Organism: Stegodyphus dumicola
Lineage: Eukaryota; Metazoa; Arthropoda; Arachnida; Araneae; Eresidae
Gene: Gdi
Product: GDP dissociation inhibitor
Biological process (GO): protein transport; vesicle-mediated transport; small GTPase-mediated signal transduction
Cellular component (GO): cytoplasm
Molecular function (GO): Rab GDP-dissociation inhibitor activity
Source: RefSeq, a predicted model, not a curated record
AGGUCAGGUGUCUGCAGCGGUCUUACUAUCAUCUACCGCGGGCGGUGUGGUGAUCUUUCUUAGUCACUUUAAGUCGAUUGUUGCAGAUUGUCCUGAAAAGAAAUUAACGAUGGAUGAAGAAUAUGAUGCUAUUGUUUUGGGCACAGGACUCAAAGAAUGCAUUUUGAGUGGAAUGCUUUCUGUAAGCGGCCGGAAAGUUCUUCACAUGGAUCGCAAUAAAUACUAUGGUGGAGAAAGUGCAUCAAUCACCCCACUUGAAGAAUUAUUUGCCAAGUUUAACAUGCCAGCUACUCAGCUGGAAGAAUAUGGCAGAUCUAGAGAUUGGAAUGUUGAUUUAAUACCAAAGUUUUUAAUGGCUAAUGGCCAGUUAGUUAAACUUCUUAUACAUACAGGAGUGACUAGGUACUUAGAAUUUAAAUCUGUGGAAGGAAGUUAUGUGUAUAAAGGAGGAAAAAUCUAUAAAGUUCCAGCUGAUGAAAAAGAAGCAUUGGGAUCAAAUUUAAUGGGCAUGUUUGAAAAGAGGAGGUUUAGAAAUUUCUUAGUCUAUGUUCAGGAGUACAGUGAAAAGGAUCCAAAAACAUGGAAAGAUGUAGAUGCUAACUCCAUGACCACUGCUCAAUUGUAUGAAAAAUUUGGAUUAGAUAAAGACACUGCAGAUUUUACUGGUCAUGCAUUAGCUCUGUAUCGUGAUGACGAUUAUCUUGCAAAGCCAUGCUUAGAAACUAUCAACAGAAUUAAACUGUACAGUGAUUCUUUGGCUCGCUAUGGCAAGAGUCCAUAUCUAUAUCCAUUAUAUGGGCUAGGAGAGCUUCCACAAGGGUUUGCAAGGCUAAGUGCAAUUUAUGGUGGGACAUACAUGCUGGAUAAACCAAUAGAUGAAUUGGUAAUGGAAAAUGGCAAGGUAGUUGGAGUCCGCUCUGGAAAUGAAACUGCAAGAUGUAAACAAGUUUUUUGUGACCCAUCUUAUGUUCCUGAUAAAGUUGAAAAAGUUGGGCAGGUAGUUCGUUGCAUUUGCCUCUUGAAUCAUCCCAUUCCAAAUACGAAGGAUGCACUUUCGUGCCAGAUAAUCAUUCCACAGAAACAAGUUGGCAGAAAAUCAGAUAUAUAUGUGUCUCUUGUCUCAUACACUCAUCAAGUUGCAGCUAAGAAUUGGUUUGUUGCUAUGGUCAGUACUACUGUUGAAACUGAUAAUCCAGAACAGGAAAUUAAACCUGGUUUGGAUCUCUUGGGACCAAUCAAGCAGAAGUUUGUAUGGGUUAGUGAUGUAUUUAAACCCAAAGAUUAUGGUGAAGAAAGUCAAAUAUUUAUAUCUGAAUCAUAUGAUGCGACGUCACAUUUUGAAACAACCUGCCUAGAUGUGUUGGACAUCUUUCGACGUGGAACUGGGGAAGAUUUUGACUUUUCCAAGGUGAAGCAUGACUUGGGGGAUGAGCAAGAAUAAAAUCCCUUGCCUCUCGCACAGUAUCACUUUGCCUCGCUGAUGCUGUUUCCCCCAUUUAUAUAAUCUGUGGCAGGGCUUGAAAGAGCAUAGGCUUCUGUCUUUUUUUUAUUUUUUGGGUGAUAAAUGUCACCAACUGCUUUUCGUAAGUGGUGAUCUUUAAAGGGAAAAAAAAAGCAAAAUUGUGACUGCUGUUUCCCCUGGAAUAUCUGAAAGCUAUAACUACAUUCAUUUUUUCAUAUUGUGAUUUGUAGUCCAUCAGUUUUAAUAUUUAAGACCAGUGAAUAGGAAAAAAUAAAGAUAGCAAAAUCUACUAUCACUGUUAUAGUUUUGGUAGAAAUAUAUGCCUGCUCGCUCAAAAAGUAAAAGCUGAAUGUUAAUUUUCACCCAAAGGAUGUAUUUCUUGUCAAUUGAUUAUUGAUUGCUAACUAUAUAUUAUAUAUAUUAAUUGUUAUUAAUUGUAAAAAAAUUCCCAAAGCUACCAGUUUAAUGUGAUAUGAUUACUGUCAAAUUACUCUGUGAUUGUUUUGUGGCACCUUGGGGUAUUUCCCUAAAUACACUUCGGCUUUGCUCUGUAUGUCGUCAGAAAUUCUUAUUAAAAAAGCACAUUUGGUGACA